AUGUCAUCAAAAAAUGAUCACGAACAAAGAACUCCAUAUGUUCAAAAAAUCAAUUUAAGUAACUUGAGAACUAAGAGAAAACCUCAAAAACUUUAUCCAGAUUGUAAGGAAACGAACGAUUGCAAUAAAAUAGAAGAGGUUAUUGAUGAUAAUUUUCAUGAAAAUCCCAUAAAGCAGAAUAAGCAAUUAGCAAAAAUAUUUUCAAAUAAUUUAUCACAAGCACAAAUUUUAUGA
Molecule: messenger RNA, 234 nt
Organism: Rhizophagus irregularis DAOM 181602=DAOM 197198
Lineage: Eukaryota; Fungi; Glomeromycota; Glomeromycetes; Glomerales; Glomeraceae
Source: RefSeq, a predicted model, not a curated record